Mangifera indica (mango) is the source of this 519-nucleotide messenger RNA. RefSeq names its product ethylene-responsive transcription factor ERF109-like. Gene Ontology annotation, biological process: regulation of DNA-templated transcription; ethylene-activated signaling pathway. The transcript has a single exon. The coding region runs from base 1 to 519 and encodes 172 amino acids. The record is from RefSeq and is a predicted model, not a curated record. Lineage: Eukaryota; Viridiplantae; Streptophyta; Magnoliopsida; Sapindales; Anacardiaceae. Gene Ontology annotation, molecular function: DNA binding; DNA-binding transcription factor activity.
AUGGAGAAGCAGCCCUUCAAAAAACUGAAACUGGAAGCUGAACGACUUCGAGCCGAAAAGGAACACAAUAUCAUCGUCUCUGCUCUUACUCACGUAAUCACAGGCGACUUUCAAAGUAUCAACAACCAUGAACAAUUAUACACAAUGUUACCACUGCCGCCGGAUGGUGACACUUGUCAGGUAUGCAAAAUCAAGGGCUGUUUAGGCUGCAAUCUCUUCCCCUCUGCUGAAGACGAUGGAAAUGUUGUAAAAGAGGACACAAAUGAGAAGAAGAGGAUCAAGUACAGAGGUGUUAGAGAGAGGCCAUCGGGCAAAUGGGCAUCUGAGAUUUGGGAUCCAUCACGAAGAGAAAAAGUGUGGCUUGGCACGUUCGAGACGAAGGAGGCUGCUGCCAGGGCUCAUGAUAAGGCAGCCAUUGAAUUUCGUCACUUGCGUGGACUUAAAACCAAGCUUAAUUUUCCGUUUUCCGACUACAAUGCCACUUACAGGCACCAUGGGAAUGGAAACGGAGAGCAUUAA